UAGAUUUACUUCCUCCAAAAUGGCAGCCGAUUUUCUACGCGASCGAUAAAUGCACUAAAUUAUUAUUAAAAACUUUUCAGUUCGGCUAUUAGAAGCACUUAUUUUUUAUGCUAGUACAAGAUCAAUCGGCGUUGAGUUUUUUGUGGUAAAACAAUGAAAACUGGUGAACAUCGAUCGAGCUAGUGUUGUAGUCUGGCUCUAACGURUCUGUUUUCACUUUUGUUUAUUUCGUUAAACAAACUUCUAUUAUAGGCUGUUUUUGGCUUAAACAUAACAAGAUGCAUCGCAGAGGUGUUGGUGCGGGGGCGAUAGCCAAAAAGAAGCUAGCAGAGGCCAAAUAUAAAGAAAGAGGGACUGUUCUUGCAGAAGACCAGAUUGUUCAGAUGUCCAAACAGCUAGAAACCUUCAAGUCCAACCUGGAGGAGUUUGCCAGCAAACAUAAACAAGARAUCCGCAAAAACUCCCAGUUCAGGGUCCAGUUUCAGGAAAUGUGUGCCACCAUCGGUGUCGACCCGCUUGCCUCCGGCAAAGGUUUUUGGUCUGAGAUGCUUGGCGUGGGGGAUUUCUACUACGAGCUCGGUGUGCAGAUCAUUGAAGUCUGCCUCGCCCUCAAACACAGAAAUGGAGGACUGAUCACUCUGGACGAGCUCCAUCAGAGAGUCCUUAAGGGACGGGGUAAAUAUGCUCAGGAUGUGAGCCAAGACGAUUUGGUCAGAGCCAUAAAGAAACUGAAGGUGAUGGGAAACGGGUUUGGGAUGAUUCCGAUCAGUGGUUCUUACUUGGUCCAGUCGGUCCCAGCAGAACUUAACAUGGAUCAUACUGUAGUUCURCAGCUGGCUGAGAAAAAGGGCUAUGUGACAGUGAGCGAGAUCAAAACCAGCCUGAAAUGGGAGACGGAACGAGCCUCUCACGUUCUGGGUCAUCUGCUGAAAGAAGGCCUGGCCUGGUUGGACUCUCAGGCAGCCGGGGAGGCUCAGUACUGGCUGCCGGCGCUCUUCUCAGAGCUGACCUCUCGUGAYGUCACGCCGGAGGAGGCCAAUCAGAUGACUCCCUGAGAUGUCGGGAGAGGAUUUGGACCGGAGACUUGAAACAAAACGUGCCUGRACGAGGACAGAAUGAGCACAUUUCUCACAGAACCUCUGCUGGAGGAGUUCAGUCGAGUUUUGUUUUUAACGGGUGAACUGGGGAAGAAGCUUCAACGUUCCAAACCCUUCCUYGUGUGAUUAACUUUGAAAGAAAACUCUUGCAUCAGUUCUGUUGAGAUGAGUUUUUAUUAGUCAGCACAUUUGGUUGAAUGUGUUUAAAAUGAAUCAGAACUAACGGCUCAGAAUAUAUUUUCAAAUUGUCGUAAUUUUUUCUUUUGAAGCAAUAAAGUGCAAAAUACUAA
Messenger RNA from Austrofundulus limnaeus, 1387 nucleotides. RefSeq names its product SNF8 subunit of ESCRT-II (gene snf8). NCBI's taxonomy places the organism in Eukaryota, Metazoa, Chordata, Actinopteri, Cyprinodontiformes, Rivulidae. The transcript has 8 exons. Gene Ontology annotation, biological process: protein transport to vacuole involved in ubiquitin-dependent protein catabolic process via the multivesicular body sorting pathway. Bases 279 to 1055 code for a protein of 258 amino acids. The record is from RefSeq and is a predicted model, not a curated record. Gene Ontology annotation, cellular component: ESCRT II complex.